This is a messenger RNA of Tupaia belangeri chinensis (Chinese tree shrew), 4266 nucleotides long. It is a transcript of the gene RTL9, whose product is annotated as retrotransposon Gag like 9. The record is from RefSeq and is a predicted model, not a curated record. The coding region runs from base 1 to 4227 and encodes 1408 amino acids. Lineage: Eukaryota; Metazoa; Chordata; Mammalia; Scandentia; Tupaiidae. The transcript is spliced from 3 exons.
AUGUCCAUACCCUUACAUUCACUACAAUUCAACAACAUGAUACGGGAAGAAAAUGCUGACACCUCAAACAGCGAAAUGAUCUUGUCUAGAUCAAUGACCAGACCAGAGGUCCAAAUGAUAGAUUCUCCUGUGCAGUUGCCUAUAGUCUCAACUUCAGCCACAGACCCUGAAGAGAUGUCUAUACAGCCAAUGACGUCCCCAGCCUUUGACACUAUGUCUGAAAUUUUAACGGGAGCACCAAACUCUGGAGCAUUGUCCCCAACACUAAUGCCAGCCUCAGAUUCUGGGACACUGUCCCCAUUGUUAAUGCCAGCCUCAGAUUCUGGAACAUUAUCCCCAUUGCUCAUGCCAGCUUCAGAUUCUGGAUCACUGUCCCCAUUGCUGUCCGCUUCAGACUAUGGGUUAAUAUCCCCAGGAGUGAUAACAAUUCCUGAUUUUGGAAUGAUGUCCACAGCACAAAUGGCAGCAACAGAUUCUGCAGAGAUAUCACCAUUGGCAAUGCCAGAUUUGUCUUCUGGAGUGCUGUCUAAACCUAUAAUGAACAGUUCAUCCUCAGAGACAAUGUCCACACCAUUAAUGCUAGCACCAGAUCCUGGGGAGCUGUCACCAUUCCUAAUGUCAGAUGUAAACCCUGAAGUGAUGUCCACACAGGCAGUACCAUCUCCAGGUUCUGAAGCAAUGUCCCCAUUGCAAAUUACAGAUGAAGACACUGAAGCAAUGUCCCAAGUGCUAAUGACUGCUCUAGCCUCUGGAGACAUAUCUUCACUGUUAAUGUCAGGCACAGACUCUGAAGUGAUAUCCUCACUGAUAAUGUCAGCCUUAGGGUCUCAAGAAACAUCAACCCAGCCAACAAGCAGCCAAGACUCUGGGGGAAUAUCCACCCCGCUCAUGUCAGGCCCAGACUCUGGAGUAAUGUCUUCACUACUAAUGUCAGUUACAGACUCUGAAACAAUGUCUACACUUCCACUGUCAGUCUCAGAUGCUGGAGAGAUGUCCACAUUACCAAAUCCAGCCUCCAAUGCUGAAGCAAUGUCCCCUCUGCUCAUGACAGCCCUAGCUGCUGGAGUGAUGCCCACCCAACUGAUGCCUGCCCUGGGCUCUGGGGAGAUGUCUCCACAAUUAGCACAAAGUCUAGAUUCUGAAAUCAUGUCUACUCCACCAAUGACAGCAACAGCCUCCAGGGUGAUGUCCACACUGACAGUGAGAGCUUCAGACUCUGGAGCAAUGUCCACACCACUAAGAGCCCCAGAUUCUGGACAUGUGUCUACACUACAAAAGAUAGUCUCAGUCUCCAGAGCAAUGUCUACUCCACUGGAGACAGUCACAAGCUCCGGAGAAAUGUCCACAGAGCAAACAUCAACCACAGCCUUUAGAAUGAUGUCCACAGAGUUAACAAUGGACAACACUCCUCAGGCAAGGUCUGCCAGCUUUAUGAAAGCCAUGGCCAAUGGAGCAACGUCUACCCAGCAAAUGAGAUCUCCAGACUCUGGAAUGAUGUCCAUGCCAUUAAGGAGGACCACAGUUUCUGGAGUUAUGUCCAUGGAGCCAAUUAUGGCUCCAGCCUCUGAAACCAUGUCCAUGCCACAACUGACAGCUCCAGCCUCUGGAUUAAUUGCUCCUCCCCCCAUGCCUAUGCUGAAAAUGAGAGUCCCUGUCUCUGGAGCAAUGUUCACAUCACAAAUGAGAACCACAACCUCAGGAUUGACAUCAACACCACAAAUGAGAGCCUCUGGUGCAGUGUCCACCCCACUAAUGACAGCCAAAGCCUCUGGGUCAAUGUCAGCACCAUUAACGAGAGACACAACCUUGGAGGUGAAGUCUAUGCUGCAAAUGAGAGCCCCAGCCUUUGGAGCCUUGUCCAAGCCACUAAUGACAUCCAAAGACUCUGGAGCAAUAUUUAGUCAGCUGAUGACAACCACAGGUUCUGGAGGGGUAUCCACCCCACUAAUGAGAGACACAACUUCUGGAGCUCUGUCCAUGCCUCAAGUAACAAACACAACCUUUGGAGGAAUGUCUACACUGCUAAUGAGUGCCACAGCCUCUGGAAAAAUGCCCCCCUCACAAAUGACAGCCACAGCCUCUGGAUCUAUGUCUACACCACUAAUUACACCCCCAGGCCCUGGAAAGAUGUCUAGUCAGCCAAUGAGCAUCCAAGACACUGGAGGGAUGUCACUCAUGAGAUCCAUGACCUCUGGAAGGAUGCAAAUGAGAGCCUCAGCCUCUGAUGCACUGUCCACACCAACAAGCAUCCAAGACACUGGAGGGAUGUCACUCAUGAGAUCCAUGACCUCUGGAAGGAUGCAAAUGAGAGCCUCAGCCUCUGAUGCACUGUCCACACCAACAGUGAGUGCCUGGGCCUCUGGGGCAAGGUCCACACCACUAAUGAGAGCUUCAGACUCUGGAGAGAUGUCUACACUGCUCACAAGAGCUUCAUCGUCUGAGGAAAUCCCCCUCCCACUAAUCACACACCCAGUUUCUGGGGAGAUAGCCGCCCCUCUGAGACCUCCAGUUUAUGGAGCAAUGUCUGCCCCACCGAUGACAACCACAGCCUCUGGAAUGAUGUCCAUUCCACAGAUAAAGUCUCCAGUCUCUGCAACAAUGUCUACACCGCUAAUGAGAUCAAUAGCCUCUGGAGGGAUGUCCGUGCCACUGACAAGAACCCCAGCUUCUAGAGUGACCUCUGUACCACAAAUGAUGCAGACUUUCUCUGGAGACAAAUGCACUCUACCAAUGCGAGCUGCAGCCUGUGGAGGGAUGUCUCCACCACUGGUAAGAGUUCCAGAUACUGAGGCUGUGUCCAUACCACUAAGGAGACCCUCAGAGAGUCUCCAUACCCCUCUGCCCGUAGAGUUAUUGAGCGAUCCAGCCCCUGGAAAGAUGUCCACAGCAAAAAUGAUAGUUAUGGCCUCUGAAGGUAUGUCCAAACCAUUAAUGAGAGCCACAGCCUCUGGAACAAUGUCCGUGCCUUCUGUGUCUACCUUGGCUUCUGAAGAGAUGUCUAUACCGCUAAUGAAAGCUUUGGCCUCUGGAGCCAUAUCCACACUGCAAACUGGAGUCACAAGUUCUCAUUCUAUGUCCUUGCCAGAGAUGACAUACACAGCUUCUGGAGGGAUAGCCACAGCACAAAUGAGAGCCUCAGCUUCUAGGACAAUGUCCUCACCAUUUAUGAGAAAUUCAGCUUCUGGAGCAAUGUCCAUUCCACUACUGAGAGCCACAGCCUCUGGAGGAAUGUCCAUACCACAGAUGACAGCCAUGGCCUCUGAAAGGAUGUCCACACCACUUGUGAGGGCUCCAGCCCUAGGAGAAAUGUCUAUACCACAAACAGCCUUUAGAAUGAUGUCCACUCUGAAAACUGAAGUCACAGACUCUGGAGAGGCAUCUACUGCUUACAUCAACACAACAGACUCUGGAUCAAGCUCUACAGCUCACAUGACUGCCACAACCCCUGAAAUAAGGAAUCUACCACCAAAGGAAGAGCCAUCAUUUGGAAUGUUGACUCCAGCACUCUGUUACCUCUUAGAAGAGCAGGAAGCAGCCCGAGGGUCAUGCUCUCUAGAAGAAGAGAUGGAAAUUGAUGAAGAGAAGCAAAUUAAGGGGUUUUUGGAUGAUUCAGAGAAAAUGGCAUUUCUGGUGUCUCUUCAUCUGGGAGAAGCAGAGAGGUGGUCCAUCUUGCAGAUGGAGGUAGGAAAUCCCCUCUCAGAUGAAAAUAAAUCUUUCCUGAGUAGAUCACAGGGCUUGUAUGAUUCCCUGUCUGAGAUAGACAUCCUCAGUGCUGUUCUCUGCCAUCCCAAGCAGGGCCAGAAGUCAGUCAGGCAGUAUGCCACUGACUUCCUACUCCUGGCUCGACAUUUGUCUUGGUCUGAUGCCAUUCUCCGGACCAGGUUUCUGGAAGGACUCUCAGAAGCUGUUACCACCAAAAUGGGUAGGAUCUUCCUGAAGGUGGCUGGGAGCCUAAAAGAACUGAUAGACAGGUCUCUCUAUACUGAGUGCCAGCUGGCUGAAGAGAAGGAUUCCCCAGGCAACUCAAGCCAGGUUCUGCCGACAGCCUGUAAGCGGAAUAAUGAGGAGGCCAUGGAGGAUGAACUGAGUGCUCAGCAGCAGACUGAAGAGCAUCAACAUGUUUCCAAACGCUGUUGCUACCUGAAAGAGCAGGGAGAUCCACAAGAGGGUCUUCAUGAACACCUUCGACAGAGCACAAGCCAUCAGAUGUCUCCCACCAACAAGUAAUGCUCCUUGGACUCUUUUCCUGUGAUAUCUGAUUCAGCU